Molecule: messenger RNA, 1282 nt
Organism: Bolinopsis microptera
Lineage: Eukaryota; Metazoa; Ctenophora; Tentaculata; Lobata; Bolinopsidae
Product: S-adenosylmethionine-dependent nucleotide dehydratase RSAD2-like
Exons: 6
Coding region: 76-1074 (332 amino acids)
Biological process (GO): defense response to virus
Cellular component (GO): lipid droplet; endoplasmic reticulum membrane
Molecular function (GO): 4 iron, 4 sulfur cluster binding; catalytic activity
Source: RefSeq, a predicted model, not a curated record
AUUCUGUCUGAGUGGAGUACCAAGUGUACACAUUGAUGAUUCCUCUCCAUCUAAGAAUAAAGAUUUUCUCCAGUGAUGUGGCUAGCAGCUCUUAUCCUGAUUACAGCACUAAUAGCAGUGAUACCAGUACUUCUAAAAAGGUUCAAACAAGGCAAAUCUCAGUCUCAACAUCGAGAUGAAGCCCAAAUUCCGCUGAGUGUAAACUACCAUCUCACCAGAAAAUGCAACUACGAAUGCAAGUUUUGCUUCCAUCAAGCAAAAACGUCUUAUCAUCUGCCCAUCGAAGAAGCUAAACGAGGUAUCAGAAUGCUGGUUGAUGCUGGAAUGAAAAAGAUCAACUUCUCUGGAGGGGAACCGUUUAUCGUUGACAGAGGAAGGUACGUAGGUGAACUGGUUAAAUACUCAAAACAAGAGUUGGGUAUGGAGAGUGUAACGCUAGUGUCAAACGGGAGUCUGAUUAAGGAGAAGUGGUUCCAGGAGUACGGUAGCUAUCUGGAUAUCAUGGCUAUCUCCUGUGAUAGUUCGGAGCCUGAUACGCUGAAAUCUAUAGGAAGGUACGCUAAACGUACGGAACACCUACAACAACUACAACUAAUACAUGAUAUGUGUGAGAAGUAUGAAAUCCUGUUUAAAAUCAACACGGUGGUGUGCUCGGCUAACUGGCACGAGGAUCUUUCCGAGAUGAUCGGAACACUGGGUCCAGUGCGCUGGAAGGUAUUCCAGUGUCUCCUUAUCGAAGGAGAGAACUGCGGGGACAUAGACCCGGUAAAGAAGAUGCGGGACGCUACUGACCAGGUCGUGACAAGGGAACAGUUCCAACACUUCCUCAACACGCACAGAAAUGUGAAGUGUCUUGUACCAGAGUCCAAUGAAGCAAUGCGAAACUCUUACCUCAUAUUGGAUGAGUACAUGAGAUUCUUAAACAACACAAAGGGUCGCAAAGAUCCAACUAAAUCUAUCCUGGACAUCGGAGUUGAGGGAGCUAUGGAGGGAAGUGGGUACGAUCACAAAGAAUUCAUUAAACGAGGUGGAAAGUACGAAUGGUCCAAGAAAAGUUCAGAACUGGAGUGGUGAUAUUGAAAUGUAGUGAACUGUGAAGUUGAACACUAUCAUAUUACUAUCAGCGGAUGAGAGUUAUACUUACAGAUAUUGUUUAAUUUGUAGAGACUUUGUUUUAUAUUUUAUUUUAUAUUACCUGUUUAAGUGCAGCUAUAACUGGACAUUUUAUAUUUUUAUUUUUAUUGUUGAUGAAUAUAUAACUAUUCAAUUUGAAAUAUUGCCU